AUGUCGCUCGCCUAUUCGCAGCAGCCCCAGUCACAGCAAACGGCCAAUCCGGCAGGUGGGCGCGGUGGUAAUCCGCCGAACCGUGGCCAGGGGCCACCGCCGAGCUCGAUGCACAUACAGAAGAUACUGGACGAGAAUGCGGGCCUGAUACAGACGAUACAGGAGUUCCAGUUUGCCGGCAAGUCUAGCGAAAGUAUGUCGUAUCAGGUGGCAUUGCACCGCAAUCUGGUCUAUUUGGCGAAUCUGGCCGAUCCGCAGCAGAAUGUAUCGUCACUGCUUCCGCCACCACAAAUGUUGCAUGCGAUACAACAGCAACAACAGCAACAGCAGCAGCAGCAGCAACAACAGCAACAACAACAGCAGCAACCUCCACCGCCAACACACGAUGGUAGCAUGAUGGGACAGGGUCCUGGACAACCCGGAAUGCCGGGCUAUCCGCAGCCUGGUCAAGCACCGCCAGGCCAGCAGCAACCGCAACAGCAGCAACAACAACCACAGCCAGGUCAAUCGCACGCAAGCAACGGUGUGGUGGUACCGCCAGGCCAGCAGCAGCACAAUCCGCACGGACCACCAAAUCCGGCUGCUGGCGGUAUGCAACAGCCAGGUCAACAGUCCGGUGUGCCGACAACCGGACACGGACAAAACACCGUACCCCAGGUGCCGAAUCAACCGGGCCAGAAUGUGGUGAUGGGUGGUGCUGGUGGUACUGGUGGUGGAAAUCAACAGGGAGGAUACCGUGCGCCGGGCACCAGUGGACCAAUGCCACCGACGUCCAACUCGCCCGUUGUUGGCGGUGGUCAACAGCAACAACAACAGCAGCAACAAGGUCUGGUGAACCAACAAAAUGCCGGUCCGGGUGGAGCGAUACGGGCAGCGGGCAUACCUGGUCCGGGUGGGCAACAGCAGCAGCAACCCGCCAGCCAGCCAUUGCCACCGCAAACAUCCGGCUAUCAGCAGCGAGCUGCCUACAACGUACAGCACACCCACUAUCCGGGCUAUCCACCCCCGAACCAAGCGCCGUAUGGUGCCCAAACGGGCUACUCGCCGUACGGUGCACCACCGAGCCAGGGUUACGGUCCGCCAAAUGCGGGCACACCGCAAAGCUACCAUCAUGCGGGUGUACCACCGGCCGGAGCUACCGGUGGACAGGUGCCACCGCCAGUGCAAGGCUCGCCGUAUCCGGGCGCCUCCACCGGACAGCAUCCGGGUGCGGGUGGGGCCGGUGCGGCCGGAGCUGGUGCUGGUCCCGGUGCCUACCAGCAAGGACUUCCGCCCGGCGCUCCGAAUGCGCAGCCUCACGUUGGCUACGGACCGCCAGGGCAACCACCAGUACAGUAUCCACCACAGGGCGGUCCUGGUGGUCCUCCACCACCCCACGGUUACCCAGGCUAUCCGGGUGCUGGUGCCGGCAGUGGAGCCGCUGCUGCAGCCGGCCCGAACGGUCCAUACGGUCAACCGGCCGGACCCGGCCAACAGGGCGGCCAUCCACCGCAAGCCCAGGUCGGCGGCUAUCCUGCCCAAACACCAGGCUAUCCGAUGCCACAACAGCCCCAAUAUCCCACCGGUUACCCUGGUACCGGCCCACCAAACACAACCGGACCCAUUCCGACCAGUGGUACCGGGCAGGCGGGUGCAGCCGGUGCUGGUGGAACGGUCGCAGUGCAGGCUUCGGUUUAUCCCGGUCCACAGCAGCAGCAGCAACCACCACAGACAGCCGUUACCGCUGGUGGAGCCGUACCAUCGUCCGCCAUACCGGCCACCACCAGCUCCUCCUACCCCGCUACCAAUCCUGGAGGUGGUGUUUCGGUCGGGGCCGGUUCGAUGCCGCCCGGUGGGUCGUACAGCGCCCAACCACCGAACGCCCAACAACAGCAGCAACAGCAACAACAACAGCACGGCCAACCACCGGUUUCCAGCUAUCAGCAGCAACAGCAGCAGCAACCGGCUGGAACCGUCGUUCCCGGACAGCAACAGCAGCAGCAGCAGCAACAACAGCAACAGCAGCAGGGCGCACCGGGUCCAGCAGGACCGGCCGUUUAUCCGCCCCAUCCACCCUACCACCAGCAGUCGUACGCACCGCUGCCCGUGCCCCAGGGUCAGUAUCCGCCCGCCCAGGCCGGCUAUCCGCAGUAUCCGCAACGUCCGCCAAACUCGCAGAUGCCACCGCCCGGUCCGCAAGGACCGCCGCCACAGGGCGCUUACGGCUAUUACGGUCAGCCACCACAGUAG
Molecule: messenger RNA, 2229 nt
Organism: Anopheles maculipalpis
Lineage: Eukaryota; Metazoa; Arthropoda; Insecta; Diptera; Culicidae
Product: basic salivary proline-rich protein 2-like
Exons: 3
Coding region: 1-2229 (742 amino acids)
Source: RefSeq, a predicted model, not a curated record